GUGUUCUGUGGAGGCUGAAAUGUUCAUAAUGUGACCAUCCUGUCCUAAAAAUUAAUUGGCCUGUAAAAGCUGCAUGCUAGAAUCUUCACUUUGUCUGUGGCUGAGUUUCAGGUUACUGCGCACCUGUGACUGCAGCUCCUCCUCGGUAACGCCAUGUGUCACUUCUCCUGGAUGACCACACUGGAAAACACCCUAUCCGUUAAUGUAAAUUAUGUUCUGUUGUUCGCAUCGUCACGGCAAGUCUUUUAGUUUGAUCUCCAGUCGAUCAUUAAUGGUAUCGCGAGUAUUUGAUGACGGGCGUAGAACGGUGUAUCCAAGCAACAAGGCCAGCACACUAAGUGGAUAGAAGCACAUUUACAGAAGUGAAAGGUGGAUUUUAAAGCGCUACAGCUCGGGAAAUGACUUCUUCUGUCGCAUCGACGGAACCCAGAACUGGCCCUUUGUAUUUCUUUGACCAGCCGACCAAACGAAGCAGAAUUAAAGGAGCGCAAAGUAACAUUUUGCAUUUCAAUUUGGCAAAUGAAGGAGCGAAGUUAGAAGACACAGUGCAAAGUAAUCGAGACGACAACAUCGAAGGUAAAAGUGAUGAGCGCACUCAGGGGCUGCCGGGGGAGACAGGUGGAGAUGUUAAACCUGAUACCUCAUCAAAGGACUACGAUCCGAUGGAUGCGUACAAACGAGCAGCCCCUCGGUUAUUAAACGAAGUGGCUCGCCUACUUUCUCAACAUAAAUGGACUGAGGAGGGGCGUACUAUUCCACACGGGAUUGGAAAUAUUCUAAAUUACUCCUGGAAGGAACUGACGGCGGGCUCGGUGUUCAUGAGAAGUCCGGAACAGACUGACAAACUAGGAAAGUCCAAAGGUUUCCUGAAGUUGGAUGAAGCUCGGUCCCGUCAGUUGUCCGCCAGAUGUGACACGAGGCAGGAAGGAGAGAGAAUCUCAUGUGUUGUGGAAAACGUUGGUCCCUCUGUGGGGAAAACACAACUCAGCUCAAAUCCACGCACGAAAAAACGCAAAGACAAUUCCAAUAAAGCUCACAACUACAACACCGUCAGUUUCUCCAUCUCAUCCAACAGCUGCAGUAAUCCAGGUUGGAUCAUCCAGCCAAAGCAGCCCUCCUGCGUUGAGCCUCGGCAGAUCCGUUUGUGUCAGUGGGUGCUUGAGCAACUCCGGGUGGCAAGAAGUCCUGAAAAACUGCUAACAGCUGAACAGGACCUGAACAAACCGCUCAUACUCCGUCACUAUGGUGAUGCAAAGGCACAACUGAAGGCCAGGAGAGCGAGGAGAACGGCACAGCCUGUUACUGUGGUCAAUGGGAUGCCCCAGAUACCAGAAGUGAAGCAGCAGGAUCCUGCACGGCAGAAACUACACUACAGGAUCAAUGACAGCUCCUCGUUCAUAUACUACCCUUCUGGUUGUAUCGCAGUAUGCCAGAGCCACUCAGGUCUGAGCUGUGGAGGCUUUUAUACCAACGUGUUCAGUGACAGUGAGUGUCCCGUUAUUCUGGCGACUAUCACAGCGUUCGGGCACGGGGCUGUGACACAUCCUCUUAGCUCUGCCAUUACAGCCGUGUGGGACCAGCACGGUGGAUUCAUAUGUGACCAUAAUGGGAACAUAUCUAAGGAGUGGAGCUGGCAGACAGGCCACACACUGAGGGAGAAGAUUGUUAUACAGUUGUCAGAUGGGAUCUCUGUGAGCCUGCUCAGUGGCAUUUCUGCCAUGCUCAGCUUCAGGUGUGACAACGAAAGUGUUCAACUUCCUCUUACUGCUCUGUCGGAUAUUAACCAAUCACAAGAAACGGCUUGUUUGCAGACUGAAGGAAAGUUUACCUCUUAUUUUGCUCAAGACCUGCUGGCGAAGAAGACAACAUCCCUUGAGAGCAAGAGGAACCUGACGCUUACACCUGUGUCUGUGUGCUCCCGGGAGGUCUUCCAGAUGGUCAGAGAGGUGGAGGGGCUGGAGGAGCCAUCCGCGCAGUUUAGAAAAAGACGACAUGUUAGCAGAGAGCUGAAGAGGCUUCAGCAGAGAGUACGGAACACCCUGGGGAGCUGGCUGGAUUAUUAUCGAGUGGCCAUCGGUAUCCAGUGUCCUGACACGAAGCGGAUGCCAGAUGCCCUACUGAGAACCAGGCUGAGGAGAGAGGUACAGUCAGCUGCUCUGCCCUCCCUGAACCCACCUGAGCGAGCAGAUGCUGAACCAGUCCAGCCUGAGGAGGGCAGGAAUGAGUUACAGGAGCUGCACACACAUCUACCAGUACCAGCAGAAAAACCUCUGGACUCCAAUGCCAAGCUGCCAAGGACACAAAGAACCAAAACAAAGGAGAAGCCCCAUGUCACACAGAUAGGACCCCUUCAAAUUUAUGGCAACAUCCAACUUGAGUCAAUAAUUCUUCCAAACAGUGCAGAUUUGCAGCCCUCCGCUUCCACCCGCUGUCCAACCCCGCCGUUGUUCACCCCCUCCGUCCCCCUCACAGUGUGCCCUGCUCUGCUGAGAGCUGCCGUGGGGGGGGAAGGGGGGCACAAGCGGUGCAGCUGCAGCGCUGCACUGAUGCCAGUGGUGACGGACCUGGAGUACGAUGCCUUCAUUAUGUGCCAGCUUCCACACAGUCAACAGAUCCUAGUGGUGUGUGUAACUCUGCCACGCCAACCCGUCAACACACAUGCAGUGUUCGGCCUGGACGUGCUGGAACAGCUCUACAGGAGGAGGAACAAGUACAGAACGAUGCCGUGUACACAGUGCCAGAUGGAUUCAUUUCGCUUGGUGAGGUAUGAGAUGUCGACUCGGAACCCCCGCUGUGGAGUUAAGAACAUCCUGCUGCAGCAGCGGCACAAUGCUGCUCCUGGGAUGGUCCUGAUGUACAUCAGAGGGAAGCUGCUAUUUGUUGGCUACGUAUUCAGUGGUCUCAGCUGCUCUGUCAGGGACCUUCAAAAGCAAAUCUCCAGAACCAGGAGAGACUACAGAUUAGGUCUGAGCCUCCCUUCAGACCACAAGUUCAGUGAUACAGUUAACACUCCUGCAGCCACAGAUGGACAAAACUCACAAGAUGCAACACUGAAAGGACGAGACAUCAACACUGCUUCUGUAGAAAAGGAAAAGACCAAUGAGAGAAAAAACAAUCACGUUCCAGAGGUGUCACACCAACAACAGAGAGACUUUUGUAUCAAACCAAAGAAGACUUCAGCACUUCCUCAAGUUCCUGUUAUCACACAAUGACUAUGCUCCAGUAACACCAUUAUAUAUGUAUUAAUCCAAUGUAGUUUAGUCUCAAAACUGCAUCAACUGUGGGUUAAUUCUUCAGGUAAAUGUACAAUCAAACUACAAACGCCUAAUGUGUUUACUAUGCAGGUUGGCACCACUGUUUAGUCAAAUUUGUACUUGAAAUACAAAACAUUAUUUGGCAUCAGGUGUAAAGAUCAAAGAAAAUCUGUGACAGCUGAUGUUUCAUUGGGCUUUUUAUUUUAUGUAAAUAUCAGUGGGAAACAUCCGCAGAUUUAAUAAAAAAAAU
Messenger RNA from Etheostoma cragini (Arkansas darter), 3504 nucleotides. RefSeq lists its product as uncharacterized. The record is from RefSeq and is a predicted model, not a curated record. The transcript has 19 exons. Lineage: Eukaryota; Metazoa; Chordata; Actinopteri; Perciformes; Percidae. Bases 399 to 3212 code for a protein of 937 amino acids.